UGCAGACCUUUAGCACACACAACAGUUCUUCUUUUUUUUUAGCUCGCUCAGAGAAGAUCUCUUGCAACGGCCAACAAGAAAACAACAAUAAUCACAUUUAAAAGAAAAAAUAAAUAAAUAAAAAUCUCCGUGAUAAGCUCUCGUGAAAAUCUAGUAUUCCAUGUCACUUCUAGGCUUGUGUCAACAAUUUCAUCGUCAGUUGAGAAAAUAAUGCUGUCGCCUUAGCAUCCAACCAUCCAUUCCUCUACACUAAGAAAAUUACGCGUGUCCAGUUUUAAAACGAAAACAAUCGCACAAAAUUUCAACUUUAAAUACAGCGGCGGGAAAACAAAAAUUGGAAAUAAGUUAAAAAUAAAGCUAAGCUUUACAAACACCGCACAGUAAAAUUUGUGAUACUAGUGAUACAUUACAUAAAAACCUGAUACGCAUUGCGUAUGUCGACAUUAACAAAUUAUGUCGGAUUCUUUUGAGAUAAACAAUAUUGAGGAAAAUAGUGCUCUAUACCAAUUGUUAAAGAAUUGUGUCAACCUUCAAUCAUACGAUAGUCUACCAAUUGAAGAUUUCAACGACGUAUGCGCAGCUGCCGAUUACACAAGCACAAUUUACUUGGAUAACUACCCGAAAAUGAUAUCGACUAAUAAUGUUUACUCAGUUAGCGGGAAUCUUUCGAAUGGCAGUAGUUAUACCAGCGACGAUUCAUUGAGCGAUAAUAUUCUGGAGGAGAACGGUAGAAUAUCACUGGCCUAUGAAAAUUUGCGCACCAUACCGAGACGUAUAGCGGAAAAAUUCGCAUUACAAACAAAAUUUCUAGAUUUAAGUUAUAAUAAUUUUCAGAAUCUAUCAUUUCUAACAUUCUUCGAAGACCUACACACAUUGAUUUUGGAUCGCAAUAGUAAUUUGGAAGUCAAUUCGUUGCCCUAUUUGCCUAAUUUAAAAAUAUUGUGGAUCAAUAACUGUGAUAUUAAAAACAUUGUAGAUUGGAUACAACGAAUACAUUCACAAUGUCCAUCCUUGGAAUAUUUAUCGCUUAUGGGAAAUCCUGGCGUUAAAGAUUUCAAUGGCUGCACUUUGCAUAAUAUGUACACCAUGGACUCACUGAUAUUGCCCACCGGCUUAAUUACCGACUACAGAGAGUAUAUUUUGCAAAUGCUACCCAAUCUGCAAUAUCUGGAUGGCAUUCCCAGGGAAGGCUGUCAUCAGCAUCCCAUGGUAAAUGGUUGUGUCAACAACAACAAUAAUGAUAUACCCUCAUCACCGGCCAGCUCUAGGGGGAAUGGCUCCUCGUCACAAAGUCAUGGCAAUCGCAAAAUUUCCCCCACCCUAAGUUUCAAGGAUCUCUUUAGGUUAAACCUUCGCAAGAAGUCAUACCCAAGUUCUUCAACCAACUGAUGAACUUGAAUGGAUGGGAAUGCAAUGGAAAAGUUUUCUAGGAGUUUAAUGACACCACAUAGCCAUCACACAAAACAUCACAUCACUUCGGAAAAUAAUUAUAAUAAUAAUGAGCCUUAUCAUGUCGUACAUGAUGAACUAUUGUACGUACGUGCGUAGUAUAGUUGCUUGGUACCUAGUAACUGCUGUAUUUGUUACAUAAAAUGUUGAUUUUCUUCUUUGCAAAGAUUAUAACUAUUUUUAAUGUUGUCCCACCAUGCUUAUCUUUUUUUAUAUUGUAUUUUUUAUGAUCUUUCUC
Stomoxys calcitrans (stable fly) is the source of this 1687-nucleotide messenger RNA. RefSeq lists its product as uncharacterized. The coding region runs from base 454 to 1389 and encodes 311 amino acids. The transcript is spliced from 3 exons. The record is from RefSeq and is a predicted model, not a curated record. Lineage: Eukaryota; Metazoa; Arthropoda; Insecta; Diptera; Muscidae.